Chanos chanos (milkfish) is the source of this 1290-nucleotide messenger RNA. RefSeq names its product E3 ubiquitin/ISG15 ligase TRIM25-like. Bases 1 to 1290 code for a protein of 429 amino acids. The transcript is spliced from 7 exons. Gene Ontology annotation, molecular function: zinc ion binding. Lineage: Eukaryota; Metazoa; Chordata; Actinopteri; Gonorynchiformes; Chanidae. The record is from RefSeq and is a predicted model, not a curated record.
AUGGCUGAGGCCAAUGUUUCACUGGAUCACGCCGGGUUUUGCUGCCCGGUGUGCCUGGAUUUACUCCAAGACCCCGUUACCAUUCCCUGUGGACAUAGUUACUGCAUGAGCUGCAUUAGAGACUUCUGGGAUAAGAACGGUGGUAAGGGAGGCUACACAUGCCCUCAGUGCAGGCAUAAAUUCCCUCAGAGGCCUGAGCUAAACAGAAGCACUGUACUCGCAGACGUGGUGGCGAGACUGAAGAGGACUGGCGUCCAAGAUCUUCCUUCUUCCCAAAGCUCUGUCGGCCAUGGACUUAUAGAAUGUGAUUUCUGCACGGGCAGGAAACUUAGAGCCGUGAAAUCCUGUUUGGUGUGUCUGGCCGCAUACUGCGAGAUUCACAUUGAGCCUCACUAUAGCUCCCCUGCCUUUAAGAAACACAAACUAAUCCAGGCUUGCGCCAGCUUACAGGACAAGAUAUGCCCAAAACAUGACAGACUUCUGGAGUUCUACUGCGUGGAUGAAAAAACCUGUGUGUGUUAUAUGUGUAUGAUGCAGGAACACAGUAAUCAUGAAACAGUCUCUGCAGAAACGCAACGAAACGAGAAACAGAGAGAGCUGAGAUGCAGUCAAAUGGAAUUCCAGAGAGGAGUCCAGGAGAAAGAGAGGGAGGUUCGGAAGCUGAGAAAGCUUAUGAGUUCUCUCAGGAGCUCAGCACAAGCAGCGGUGAAGGACAGCGAGGAGGUCUUUACUGAGCUGAUCUGCUCCACAGAGCGAAGGCGAUCUGAGGUGACAGAGCUGAUCCGAGAUCAGGAGAAAAAAGAACUGAGUCAGGCCGAAGCGCUCGUUGAGCGACUGGAGAGGGAGAUCACUGGUCUGAGAGAGAGAGACGGGGAGCUGGAGCGGCUUUUUCAAACAGAUCACAUCGACUUUCUAAAGAACUAUUCGGCUUUGACCUCUGUGCCUGGACUGGGAUCUUCCCCCCGCUUCCAAGUGUUGUGUAGAGAGGGCUUGUCUGGCCGCUGUUACUGGGAGGUGGCGUGGAAUGAAGAGGGUAUUUGUACAAUUGGACUCUCUUAUAAAGACAUCCGGAGGAAAGGUAUGGGGCUGGUUAUCCUCCUCUUUCUCACAGCACCCCCUGGAGGGCAGAGGGGAGAACAGGCCAUGGUUGGGAUGGGUGGGAUCUCUGCUGAUGCUGAGACCUCUGUGCAGGCAGUGUUUAUGAUAAAUGUCUUUUAUGGCUGGGAGCUGGGUACCAGUGAUCUGCUGGGCCGUCUUGAUGACUCACUGCAGGGCUUUCUGAUCUGCUGA